This is a messenger RNA of Rhodofomes roseus, 1503 nucleotides long. RefSeq lists its product as uncharacterized. The transcript is spliced from 14 exons. The coding region runs from base 215 to 1120 and encodes 301 amino acids. The record is from RefSeq and is a predicted model, not a curated record. NCBI's taxonomy places the organism in Eukaryota, Fungi, Basidiomycota, Agaricomycetes, Polyporales, Fomitopsidaceae.
GAGUGUUAGUCGCCUCCGAAGCCCAGAAGUAUACCCAGGGUAGAUACGUGGAGAUACUACCCCGUAGUCCUGCUCAUGCGUCGGGAGGAGAUCACUCCGGCAUCAAGAAUUCAGCGGAAUGCCGUUGAGGUUCACAGCAGUGUGCUGUGGAUCGACAUGAAAUACAUGGGGCCGCAAGCGGUGCGCCCGUGCAUUCUGUUCCCCGACUGCGACAAUGGCGAUCAAGUCGGAGUCUGUUGAGGACCUUGCUAUUUCGAACCUCUUGACCUACCUGCUUCAUUGGGCACUGCAGGGCGUGCUCGCAGUACAAGUCUACUUUUACCACGUCCACUUCCCUAAUGAUCGCCUGCAACUGAAGUGUCUAGUAUAUGGCGUGUUCAUCUUCGAGUGGGUCAACUUCGGACUGUUCACGGAAGACGCCUUCAUUACAUUCGUAUACAACGCAAGCAAUAAUAUCGAAGCCUACUACCUUGUCGGCAACGAAUGGUUUGCCGUGCCUAUCAUUGGCACGCUCGGCUCUGCCGUGGUGCAAUGUUUCUUCGCGUGGCGCAUCUACAUGCUCUCGAGACUCUGGGUUUUGGUUGGUGCGAUCAUCUCGCUAUGUAUGGUCCAAAUCGUAGCGGGAAUCCUGACGGCAUUGAAGUUGAGAGAAGCGCAUUCGAUCGGCGAGGUUGUCUCAUCGACGUCCGGAUUGGUUGCCCUCAUCGUCCUUGGAGCAAGCACCGCUUUACUUGAUAUCAUCAGUGCUCUUUCGAUGAUAAUACUGUUGCUCAGACAGAAGACGGGUACGAGGCGGUCAACUCAGCUAAUUAACAAGGUCGUAUUCUUGACGCUAGAGACCGGAGGCUUGACAGCGAGUGUCGCUGUUGCGGGGAUCGUAUUGGCUUCGGUGUUUCCUGACCAAACAUAUUACGCACCCGCCGUAUACAAUCAAUCCAAGCUGUAUGCUAUCACGCUCCUUACGCACCUCCUCAACCGUGUCCAUCUCCGUCAAAUACCGAGCUUCGACGUCGAAGACAUUUCAAUCCCUUUAUCCUUCGCACAGGAAACAGUCACGGACAACGUCGAGCCAUCCGCGGAGGAGGUCAAGCCUGCGGCCACGGGGAUCUUUGUAGCAUGACAUUGUUUGUCGGGUCUGAUGUUCGAAGGACUUAUAUCAGGAUGUUCCUGCGGCACUGGAACAUCCCAAUGUAUGGCACAUAUAACGGAUGUGGAAUGUGCACUCGCCGGCACGAUUUAUCGACGGCAAAGGUCUGCCGACACUCGCGUGUCUUCUGCGUGUUGUCUUUCAGGAUCGCGUAUUGUCGACGCCGAGUGGUGGUUCCAGUCUGUGCUACUGGUGACUGGACCUCUCGGUCGCAUUGGUUUCCGGUUGACUCCGAUCAAGAUCAAGGCUGUUUGCUCUCCGUAGCUUGAGCCUUGAGAAUCCGGGACCCGGGUAUGGCUCUGUGGUGUCCAUAUCUUAUCCAAUACAGUACUUGACUAAGGCAACUUUCUCCGGGC